CUAGGUUAUAGCUUAAAGUACAGACAGCAAGGGCCCACCAUACUGCAUAUAGGGGACUCUGCUGAUUAUUGGGCAAAAAUGCCAGUCCAUUUAAAUGGGAGCUGAGGCUUAGGACUGCAGGGGCACCUGAGACACCAAAGAGAGAUCUAGCAGGACUGCAUCAAGGGUUCAACAAAGUAUUCCACCGCAGAACUGAUCCCUGGCUAGAUCUUAAAAACUCCUUCUAUAAAGACCACUGGAGAGUGUGAGUUGGGUAGAGGGGAAUAACAAGUGCAUAACACUUGAGUGGAAAAGAAGGAGGUCCUUGUAGGGUGGUACUUCCAGGUGGCAGAUCACAUUACUUUUCAGUCAGUGUUGAAUAAUACAUUUUUAGGUAGGUCCAGAGGGCAGCAGGUUUUAGUUUUCUUAAUGUUUGCUUGAAUACAUAACUGCCCUUUCUUUGUUUAACCCUCCCAAUUAUUUAUUUGUAUUCUUGGUAUUCAUUCUGGGUUCAGGAAUGACACGAGAGCACCCGUUAGUUUUCACUUUUUCUCAUUAUAAAAAUACAUUUAUAUUUGAGGCAGUUUUUUGAGCCGGGUACCAUAAGACCUUUGUUUGCUCAUUUGUUAUUUAUUAUUAACUAAUUAGCUACACUAAAUGUUAUAGUUUUCAGAAAUAAAACUACUAAAUAUGGGGCAUGUGUGCUAAUUUUGCUUUAAAAUGAAGAGAAGGAAAACACUGGUGAUGACUGAAUUUAAGUCCUCUAAAAGGACAGUAUGGUAUACUAAUUAGUUUUAAUAAUUUAAUACAAAGAAAGGUUUACAGUUGUGCAGUUUUUUUUCUAACAUUAUAAUCUUUUAAAAUAAUAUAUAUUCAGCUCUCGGUUUUAAUUCACAUUCUUGUUUUUUUUUCUUUUCAGAGACUGCCUGCUUAUUAACUUUGAACAUUCAUUGGGUUUGUGAUGUGGCAAACAACUAUGGCAAGACUAAUUUUGUACCUCUGCAUAUUCAAGAAGGCAACUGGAGACCUCCAGGAGAAAUUUAAAGAAAUUAAUAUAGAAUUCGCAAUCAACUUCUAUCAAAUGUUAAAAGAAACUAAGAACAACUCCAAUGUAAUUAUUUCUCCAGCUGGGAUUUCUGUCUCAAUGGGGCUUUUACAAAUUGGGGCGAAACGAAAUACAUUCUCACAGCUGGAAGAUGUUCUAGGCUAUAAUAUUAAUGAUCACAGAGUACUAGACUACUUGCAAAAGAUGUAUGAUGGCUUGAAUAACUCAAGUCAAGCAGGGAUCCUACAACUGCUCUCUGCUGUCUUCAUUCACAGGGAUGCUGUGAUCUCACCUGCCUUUGUUCAGCAGCUGUCAUCCUGGGUAAACAGUAGUCUUCAGCGUACAGAUUUCAGUCAACCUGACCAGACACAUAGACAGAUCAACCAAUGGAUGAAGAGUCAUACUGGAGGUGAAGUAACAGAUGUCAUAUCUUGUGAACACAUAGGUUCCACUCUUGCACAGAUUGCCAUAGUCAGUGCUUUGCACUUCAAAAGUACUUGGCGAAGACAAUUCUCUUUCACAAACACUCAGAACCUGCCUUUCAUCACUGCAGAUGGAUCAACCAUUAAAGUUCCAAUGAUGUACCAAGCAGCUGAAGUCAACUUUGGUCAAUUUAAAACUCCAGCAGAGCAGAGACUGACAGUCUUGGAGCUUCCCUUUCUUACAAAUGAAGUCAGUCUGUUUUUAGUGCUUCCCACUGAGAGGAAAAUCUCCCUUACUCUUAUUGAACCUUACAUCACAGCACGAGCAAUUUCACAAUGGACAAGUGGCCUGAGUAAAAUUAAGUUGGAUGUUUUCCUGCCAAGGUUUAAAAUAAAAAAUAAAUUCAACCUAAAGGCAGCCUUAUUUGCUCUAGGAAUCAAAGACCUUUUUGAUCCCAAUAAAGCUGACUUUGGAGGAAUUUCAGAACAAGACAGCCUUUAUGUGUCAGAAGCUAUACAUGAAGCGGAAAUUGAAAUAACAGAACAUGGAACCAAAGCAUCAUCUGCUACAGCCAUGGUGUUAUUAAAAAGAUCACGGGCUCCUUUAUUUAAAGCAGAUCGACCAUUCUUCUUCCUUUUGAGACAUGCAGGUACAGGUUCUGUUCUCUUUAUUGGGAGGGUUCAAAAUCCAGUGGAAUCCACAUUGUGAAGCACAACCAUCAUUGUAACAAAAUUAAUGGACUGUUGAUGUGAAAUUCUAAACCAUUAUUUAUUUUGGCAACUAAGGAAUAUGGACAAUAGGAUAUAUUGUAUAUAUUUGUAAAUAAAUUUUGAUUACACUUUUUUACACAAU
Erpetoichthys calabaricus (reedfish) is the source of this 2299-nucleotide messenger RNA. RefSeq names its product serpin peptidase inhibitor, clade E (nexin, plasminogen activator inhibitor type 1), member 3 (gene serpine3). The record is from RefSeq and is a predicted model, not a curated record. Gene Ontology annotation, biological process: negative regulation of endopeptidase activity. Lineage: Eukaryota; Metazoa; Chordata; Cladistia; Polypteriformes; Polypteridae. Gene Ontology annotation, molecular function: serine-type endopeptidase inhibitor activity. The coding region runs from base 941 to 2155 and encodes 404 amino acids. The transcript has 8 exons.